This is a messenger RNA of Mizuhopecten yessoensis (Yesso scallop), 4947 nucleotides long. RefSeq names its product carboxypeptidase A2-like. Gene Ontology annotation, molecular function: zinc ion binding; metallocarboxypeptidase activity. Bases 178 to 1473 code for a protein of 431 amino acids. The record is from RefSeq and is a predicted model, not a curated record. Lineage: Eukaryota; Metazoa; Mollusca; Bivalvia; Pectinida; Pectinidae. Gene Ontology annotation, biological process: proteolysis. The transcript has 7 exons.
GCAACUGUGGCUAAUUAUAACAGGAUUGUAAAUAGACAGACAGGUGCUUUUGCAUUGCAACGAUCGUGAACUUGGACCGUCUACCUACACGUUGGUAACAGGAGAAAGUGUACCGAUACGGCUUUAUAGACUUCUGAUUACUUAUAUUUAUUACAUAUUCGAUGCUAUAACAACGAUAUGGCUCCACACAAGAUCUUCUUUAUUGUUCUUCUCCAUCUAAUUAUCAAUUUAUUAGUGGACAACAUUGUGAAGGGUAUUGAUGUCAAACCACAGAAGGAAAUAUAUUUACCAAACUACAAUUUUUAUCACAACAUUUCAUCUCUAGAAAAUAAAAUCAAUGAAAUUGUUCAAAGGAAUACAAAUUACAUGAGAAUAGAUACCAAUUAUCGUUCUCGACUUGGCCGAUCCCAGCUGGUCAUCCACAUCACAAAUUUUACUGGGAGUACAUCAACUCAGCUGUUUAAAAACACCAUGACACCAAAAUUAAAGGUCCUCCUUUCAUUUGGGGAACAUGCUAGAGAGUUCCUUCCCGUUGAAUCCAUGCUGUUUUUCCUCAGUAAUCUAACAGCAGGGCUGUCGUCAGUGCCUGGCAGCUAUGCUGAACAGUUCACAAGGUCAAUACUGUCAAAGGUCGAUCUGUUCAUCAUUGGCAUGGCGAAUCCUGAUGGCCGCACCCUGCUGGAACAGAAAAGUAACUACUGCUGGCGUGGAACUAGCACCGGGGUCGACCUUGACCGCAACUUUGACUGGGAGUUUGGUGGCAAGGGCAGUUCAUCUGAUCCGUAUGAUGAGGAAUAUAGGGGUGAACAACCUUUCUCAGAACCAGAGGGGAAAGUGUUUCGGGAGCUGACGCUGAAAUACACAUUCGAUGCUUUUGUCUCCUUUCACUCUGGGAUCAAUCAGAUUUAUCUUCCAUAUGCAGACACAAAAUCAAAGUUGGAAAAGCGUCGCCCUUACAAUGUGGAAGAUAUGCUGGAUUUAGCUUCUGAAUUGUCGCAUGCAACUAAACGUGGAUACACUUAUGGUCAUUCUUAUGCGCUUAACCACUACACAGCUGACGGGACAAUCUUCGACUUCAUGUCUGGAUCAAGAAUGAUUCCUUUUUCCUUUGCCAUUGAGUUGUGGCCGUGGAAACAACCACCUAGAGGGAAAAGUUGUUUUAACUUGUUCAAUCCUAGAAGUGAACAGUUAGAGACUAUAGUGCAGGAAAUGCACCCACUAUAUGUAAAGUUUUUUCAAUAUUUAAUUGACUGGAAACUCAGUCAAGGAAUAGUGAAGAUGAAAUCAGCUGUCUUGGAGGAAGCACCGUCACUGACGUUUGGUUACGUUCUCCUUGGCGUCGUCAUUCUCCUCACUGCAAUCAUGGCCUUCCAUGGCAGAGUCCCAUUCUGUCAGCGCUUCCAACCACGACGAAGAAUUGUUAGUCUUAAAUCUUUAAGUUCUACAUUUUCAAUGUCUUUCAUGAAAUCCUGAUAUUAGUUUAAAUUGCUUAAUAUUUCUACAAACUGAAAAAAAUGACCAUGUUCAAAUUAUUUCAUAUAUCUACAAAGGUUGUGUAUGCUUAUUUGAUAUUUCGACAGUUGUUUGAUUUUGAAUGUGUUUUACUGAAACAAUUCCUGGAUGUCAAACUUGAUUUGGUUUGAAAAUAUAUAAUGAUUAUUUUUAUUUCACAAAUUAUUAUAGAAAGAUUUUUUUAUAAAGGCCAAGUUUUUAGAUGAGUAUAAUUAGAAUAGAAUCUCAUAUAUUUUUAAGUUAUAAUUGAUGUGCCACACAUUUGAAAACACAUUUACUUCACAUAUCAUAUCACGAGUUCUUUUCAUGGAGGCAUUAACUUUAGAGAUUUGGCAGACUGACAUCUAGAUUGCAAAAAUUUCAAUGAUACUGAAAAGAUUUACUUGUACAACAAAACAAUUUCAAAUCAUACAAGUUUUAUUUAUAUGAAGUCAACAGAUGAUGAAUGGAAGCCGAAAUAUGGUUGGCCUAGACCCAUGUAAUCACAUCUCAAUUUAAGACAAAACUUGUUUUUAUUUUUAAAAUUUCUACAAUAUACCUGAUAAAUCCAGUAUUUUCUUUUCUACAACAUGAUUUAAUUUUGUCCUAAACAUUUUUUUUCCAAUGACUAUUCUUUGAAAACAAUUUAAUUAUUAGUUAAUAUGUAAAAUACUUACAAUAGAGGUAAAUCAGUUCAUUGUAUAGCAUAUAUGUGAUACAUACUAAAAAAAAGUGCUUCCAUUUUUGCUAGAUCAAUCCAAAUAGCAGAUUUAAAUUUAAAUCUGUUAAGUUCCACUUGCAUUCAAAUAUGCAAUUUGGAUUAAGCGUAUUAUGAGGUUACGUGAAGAGUGGUUGUGUGGUGUUAGUUUGGUGUACAAGGUCGUUUUUGUAAAGAUGUAUUCACCUCAGAAUUCAGAACCAAAGUAAUGAAGGAUGUGUUUUGUUUUUCAACUUUUAAUAUUGUCAAUCGAAUAUCCUAGCAACUUUUUACACUCUCUUUGCCUAGUUUACUCAACGUAGUUGCUUGCUAAGCCUAAUGUUUCUUACAUUUUCUUUGGGUUGGUAAGAUAGAGGUUCAUAUAGCACAUGUUCCUACUCAAGGAUCCUGUGCAUAAAAAAUCGUGGUUUUUGUGGUUGCUAUUGAACCACAAAAAUAAAUACAACGAAUUUGAAUGAUACACAUGUCUACUGUUUGUAAAUAUAGUAUAUCCACGAAAGUUUUACCACAAAAUGAUCUAAACCGCUUCGAACCACGAGGGAAAGUAUCCACGAACAUUUCGUGUUAUACACUAUAUGAAUGUGUGUACAGUUGCUGUUCAUCUCUAAAAACGUCAAGUAACCAUGAUUUUAUUUUUUAUUUUCUCUCAAUAUCUUGUUUUUAAUACAUUCUGAAAAACUUUCUUUAUCUACAUUUUCUCAAAACAUUUAGUUUAAAUAUUAAUUUCCUUAAUGUAUUAUAUCUUUUAUACACAUAUUUCUACAUGUCAUUGCUAUUGGGUUUUCCAAACGCAAUAUUGUUUAGAUUAUUUUUUUCUGGAUUGAUACUGUAAGUGACAUGUGUAAUGAGGUGACAAUUGUAGAAAUUAGUUGUAUUUUGUUUACAAUAUAAAAAACUGAAAAUAAAAAUUCAACGAAAUGUUCAACGAGUGUAUGUGAGAGGGAAUGUAAAAAUUAUCAGAACUAUUUAUGUUGUGCACAAUAAUUGUACAUAAGUUUUAUAAACACAUUAAUACUUUUUAGUAUGCCUUUCCAUGAUUUAUCCAUGUCAAAGAGAAUACUAAGACCCCCUAACAACUAAUUUUGGUAUCUGGUUUUGCUUUGUUUUUGUCAUUCAUUAUAAAUUGCCAAAACUUAUGUUCUUUGAAAGUUUGUGUGAACUUUUCCUCUGUUGUACCUACAUUGAUAAACUGUAUGAAGUUCUUAUAAUGUUCUAAAACCGAAUGGAAAUGUGGUCAUUGAAAUGUUCUGAUGACACGUAGAGUUAAGGGUAUAAUUACCCUACAAUGAAAUCAAUCUCCUUUCCCAGAGAGUUCUACAUCAGGAACUACAAAGAAUAUCUUUUAUGACUAGCAUAAAUUGAUUGAUGAAACAUUUGUAACAUACGCAAGGAUAUAUUUGCUAAACUUCUGUAAAUAGGAAAUAGCAAGCGUACCUAUUGUUUCGAAGCUUUAUAACAUUCAUAAGAAUUUCCAUGUACAAGUUUUCUAUUUGCAUGACAUUAUAUACAGUUGACUUUGUACAUAUUCUGGAUUAUACAGGUUCCUGUUUAGAUAUAUUGUGUACAAAUAUUGGUGAUCAUUAGGGAUGGAGUCGGACACUCUGAUUUGCCUGUUGAAUGAAGUCACACCUACAUCCAAACAUUGAACAAAGCCAUAGUAUCAAUUCUACUGAGACCAAAGAUAACCAUUUAUUUUCCAUUUUUCAAACAAUACAUAUCAGUUCAUUGUUUUAGUUAUACUUUGUUUAUAAUACAGUAGAACCUGGUUAACUUGGGUAAUCCUAGUUAACUUAAUUAACUAGAUUAAUCUAAUACACUUCACUUAACCUGGUUAACAAGAUAAGUCUUGUAAUACACUUCACUUAACCUGGUUAACAAGAUUAGUCUAAUACACUUCACUUAACCUGGUUAACAAGAUUGGUCUUAUAAUACACUUCAUUUAACCUGGUUAACAAGAUUAAUCUAUUAAUGCAUGUUACUUGCACUAGUUAGCUUAGAUUUGUCUAAUACACCUUAAUUAACCUGGUUAACAAGAUUAGUCGAAUACACUUCACUUAGCCUGGUUAACAAGAUUGGUCUUAUAAUACACUUCAUUUAACCUGGUUAACAAGAUUAAUCUAUUAAUACAUUUUACUUGCACUAGUUAGGUUAGAUUAGUCUAAUACACCUUAAUUAACCUGGUUAACAAGAUUAAUCUAAUACACUUCACUUAACCUGGUUAACAAGAUUAAUCUAUUAAUGCAUUUUACUUGCACUAGUUAGCUUAGAUUAGUCUAAUACACCUUAAUUAACCUGGUUAACAAGAUUAGUCUAAUACACUUCACUUACCCUGGAUAACAAGAUAAUUCUAUUUUCCACUUUAACUGGUUAAGUUUGAUAAGUCUUGUACACUUCUCUUAAUCUAGUUAACUUUGAUAAGUUCAAUACCCUUUUAACUUAAUCUAUUCAACCCGGAUACACCUAGCUGAAAAAGUUUAAUUUAAUUACAAUAGUACAACUUCUUUCUUAACCUCAACCACAUCAUCAGAGCUUAAGCUUCACACUCACAAUUUGUUUGCUUUCUUGAAAAGUGAGAACAGGGUACAAGUGUAUUACUUUUCUCUGGACUUCAAGAGUUUUUUGGAGUUAAGCAAGUUUUACUGUAUAAAUAUGAAUUUAAUUUUUAUUUUUGUUUCUGUUAUGUAAAUCUUGUUGAUUACAAUGUGGAGGGAGAAUAAACUGAACAGAGAGAUAUACCA